Molecule: messenger RNA, 1797 nt
Organism: Sinocyclocheilus anshuiensis
Lineage: Eukaryota; Metazoa; Chordata; Actinopteri; Cypriniformes; Cyprinidae
Exons: 5
Coding region: 154-1797 (547 amino acids)
Source: RefSeq, a predicted model, not a curated record
CCGUCUCAAGUUGUCUGAUAUUUACCCUGUUGUUUUAUAUUUAUAGACAUGACUAAGACAGGUAAACCUACUGGCAUGACAUCAUGUUGAAGUACGCCCAAGGGAAGUACCACUUCACUACAGGCAAGGAGCCAGGGGCAAAGAAGUGGAAGGAUGCCUUGGAAAAAAUCAAUAACUGCCCAUUACACAGACAGACCCGUGUUUACGAUAUCUUUGGCAAAAGAAUCCCCUGCAAAUGCGGGUAUCAUAAGUCUUUCAGACCAAGACAGACCAUCUGUGGAUCCACCAGCAGUAUCUCCCACAACAUCGACUGCUCAGUCACCUGCAUACAUCGAAGAGCAGCAAGGAGCUCCACAAACUACACUUCACACUCCAUCACUGAGGCCUCCAGAAGUGUACUGGGUGAGUUUUCUCCCCAAGCAAUUCUGUCGCGUGAUCAAACCAGCAGACCAAAAGUGGAUAGCUCAGUGUCUGUAUGACAGCACAGGGCGACUGAAGCAGCAGUUUCCCCAAAACUGGUUUCAUCCACCAAGUCCCAGCAAGCCUACUACUUCACUGCCUGAUCCAAGCAGUUACUUCAGGCAGAGGAUGUUUCUGUGGGCCCCUAUGAGGAUGUGGGGUAUUCCUCUGAAAUGCACACAGUGCAAUAGGAAGAUGCACCAUUCAGGUAUCUACACUAAAGUGAGGGAAGUCAUUGAUGUUGACUCCAGAUACUACUUAAUUGGAGCAGACUACCCUCGCUGCAGUAAGUGUAUGAUUCCUGUCUGCCCUUGGAGUUCAGAGAUCCUUAAACAACUGUAUCCCUCUCACAGGAAUAAAUUCCCCGCUGUUCUCACCACUCACCUUGUCCUUGACAGGAAGUGCGUGACCAUGUUGAAGCCUAGAACUGCAGGAAACAGCUCCAGUUACUUGCAGCAAGCGCUGGAAGAAAUUCAUAGCGAGGAGUGGGCAAGGCGGACUAUAGACUACCUGACGGACUGUGAGCUUCACAAAAACAGAUGUGCCCUGACCCAGCUGGAAGUGGUUUAUGAGCAGCCGCCACCUUUUUGCCCCCUACCUCUGGCAUGGGCGGUCUCAAACCACUGUGCCAAUGAAAUUCUGAGUCACCUUGAUGAGCUAAAGGGUGUCAUAACAUCAACAUAUGGUAGCAUCCUGAAGCUUGAUUCUACCAAAAAGAUCACUAAAAAGCUUGCUGGUGGCAUUGCGGACACUGCUACCUGGAUGACCAACGUUGGCAAUGAGUUUGGCCAAGUCCUAAACUGUGUCCUAACAACUGGUGAGGGAGCCGGUCUGGAUGAGUUGUGUCAGGGCAUCGUGAAGCGAUACAAGGAUGCUGGGGAGCCAGAGCCAGCUGUGAUUUAUGUUGACAGGGACUGCUGCAGCGGGACGGGUGUGACUCCAGUUCUUACCUGGUUUCGACCAUGGAAGGUCACAGUGCGUCUUGAUGUCUUCCACUUUAUGCGACGGUUCACUGCUGGUCUUACAACGGAGCACCAUCCACUGUAUGGCACUUUCUGCUCCAAGUUGUCCAGCUGUAUCUUUGAAUGGGACAAGGAUGACAUCUCUCGUCUUAAAGAGGCGAAAAAGACCAUGCUUUUAAAAAAACAUGGGGGGCAUAUCCCGACAGAGGCCCAAAUCCUGUCAAGCAUCACCUCCAGUGAGCUGACCAAGCACUGCAGGAGGAGGACACGGGGAGUUGAAGAAACUCGUGCCUUGAUUCAAGGACUGCUGGACUCCAUCUUUACACGAAACUGGGCUCCGGGUUACAGAAGGGAGACAAGGUUCUGGAUGUACUGA